This is a messenger RNA of Aedes aegypti (yellow fever mosquito), 12646 nucleotides long. It is a transcript of the gene para, whose product is annotated as sodium channel protein para. Gene Ontology annotation, cellular component: voltage-gated sodium channel complex; plasma membrane. The coding region runs from base 1717 to 8127 and encodes 2136 amino acids. The record is from RefSeq and is a predicted model, not a curated record. The transcript has 38 exons. Gene Ontology annotation, molecular function: calcium ion binding; voltage-gated sodium channel activity. Gene Ontology annotation, biological process: sodium ion transmembrane transport; membrane depolarization during action potential; neuronal action potential. NCBI's taxonomy places the organism in Eukaryota, Metazoa, Arthropoda, Insecta, Diptera, Culicidae.
UUGCGGAUUGCAGUUCAAACGAGCCACGAACGAGAACGGGCCGGGCUUUAAACGUUCUUACGCCAUACAAGAAAUCCAUUUUUUGUGGUGAACAAGGAGACAGCCAGUGGACAAAAGAACUAGGAGCAAUCGAAGGAGGAAGAAGCCUAGCGAGUUGAACUGUUCCAAACGAAAAGUCAUUCUUAAUUUUAACGGAGGAAAGAAGGAGCUAAGCCAUUUUCCUACUUUUUCCGGGAGGACAGAAAAUCUUGGUUCCGAUUUUCCACGGUGAAAAAAGUGUGUGUGUGCGCGAUUGAGGAGUUUCUAGAGGUGGAAACAGAACGGUGGUUAGGAAGAAGAAAUCGAGUGAAGAACAGGCACCAACCUUGAUCAAUCGUCGAGAAAAUUGACUCGGAUAUCCUGCUAUUCACAUAGUAUUCUGCAUUUAGAGCGCCUUUGUAGAUAUUUGAUGCUUAUUUAAAAAAGAGAUAAAAAAGAAAAUAGCCAUAUUUCGCAAUGUGUUUAGAAGUUUCCUAGCAGCAUUGAAUGAGUGUGCCGAAUUGAAAAAGAAGAUCACUAUUGGAAAAUCGAUUUAGGAAACACACACAGCAGUGCUCGUCGAGAGAAAGUGCGUCGCCUUCUUGUGGAAGAAGACGAAAUAGAAAGAAGGAAAGCGGAAAAGAAAGAAGCAAACCGCGAAGAGAAGGAAAAUUUGUCCAUUUUUUCCCCACAAGAGUGUUCGUUGAUGCUUUUCCGAAAAGUGUUAAAUUUGCUUCUGGUGAGAAAGUGAAUAGUUCUGGAUACACUGCGUGUGUGUUGACCCGCCCCUAUAUAGAAAACCUUCAUCCAAUAGCGAGAAGAAAAAGAACAGACCUCGGGUCCAGUUUUUCAUCAUUUUUCAUCGGAGUUCCAGCAGCAAAGUCCAACAACGAUUCAUCAUCACCAUAGUGGAUAGGCGAAGAUAGAUGCGUCAUUUUCGACAUGGCGCCGUGUAUAUUACUGUGAUCUGUGGCACGAGAUUCAUGAGCCCCAUAACAUCGUUGACGUUGACCACAAGAUGAGUGGAAUCCGUCGCGGGGCAGAAUCUCGUAACAAGUUAUUACCGCUGUAGAGUUCUUGAUCGUAAUCGUAGUUGCGAGUGUUUCUUAGUUUUUUUGUGAUGAGUCCAGUUUGAUCAUGGUUCGCAAAAAAGAAAACCGUUUGAAAACUGAUUGAUUUUUGAUUUUCCGGAGUGCAUUUGUACAUAGUUUAGUAGCGACAUUUACACUACAGUGCGAAAAGCUGCGAAGAAGAGCCCUAAGUCAGUGAGUGAGUGGUGAAUAUUUACACGCAAGAAGAGAGAUUCUGAGGAGUUAGCGAAACAAAAAGAAAUAGUGAGUGAAAGGACAGCCGAGUGAAAACCCCGUCCUGCACGAGUUCGCGAGUGCAUCUUGCCGCCCCAGCGUUCGAUGUUCGAUUCCGAUUCCGGCUUGGAUAUCAAACACGGGCGGUCAUGAAAAAUUUUGCUUUAGAACGGAUUGUGUUGAGCUUCAGCUGCGACAGUGUUGCCGCCGCGACCGAAUUCGCUGCGUCUGUGAACUUUGUUUGCGUCACAGGACGGCCCACCGUCCAAACCAGUUCCUGGGGCCCGAGUCAAUACCUGGCCGCACCUAGUGCGUGCCCACAUCGUGCCCCCUUAACACAUCAUUGUUAGCAGGCCUUGGAAAUCUGAGGCUCUCAUUGUUGGCCAUAUAGACAAUGACCGAAGACUCCGAUUCGAUAUCUGAGGAAGAACGUAGUUUGUUCCGUCCUUUCACCCGUGAAUCAUUAGCAGCAAUCGAGAGACGCAUCGCAGAUGCCGAAGCAAAACAGCGCGAAUUGGAAAAGAAGCGAGCCGAGGGGGAGAUACGCUACGACGACGAGGAUGAGGAUGAAGGUCCACAGCCGGAUUCCACACUUGAGCAGGGAGUGCCAAUCCCUGUUCGAAUGCAGGGCAGCUUCCCUCCGGAAUUGGCCUCCACGCCUCUCGAGGAUAUCGACAGCUAUUACGCGAAUCAGAGGACAUUCGUAGUAGUUAGUAAAGGAAAAGAUAUUUUUCGUUUCUCCGCAACCAAUGCAUUAUAUGUACUCGAUCCGUUCAAUCCUAUACGUCGCGUAGCUAUUUAUAUUUUAGUACAUCCACUGUUUUCAUUUUUUAUAAUAACAACCAUUCUUACCAAUUGUAUAUUGAUGAUCAUGCCUAGCACGCCGACCGUCGAAUCUACCGAGGUGAUAUUCACCGGCAUCUACACGUUCGAAUCAGCUGUAAAAGUGAUGGCGCGAGGUUUCAUAUUACAACCGUUUACUUAUCUUAGAGAUGCAUGGAAUUGGUUGGACUUCGUAGUAAUAGCAUUAGCAUAUGUAACUAUGGGUAUAGAUUUGGGUAAUCUCGCUGCAUUGAGAACAUUCAGGGUACUACGAGCUCUCAAAACAGUGGCCAUCGUUCCAGGUCUCAAGACCAUCGUCGGCGCUGUCAUAGAGUCCGUUAAGAAUCUCAGAGAUGUGAUAAUUUUAACAAUGUUUUCGUUAUCGGUGUUUGCUUUAAUGGGGCUGCAGAUCUACAUGGGCGUGCUGACGCAGAAGUGCAUCCGGGAGUUCCCGAUGGACGGUUCGUGGGGCAACCUGUCGGACGAGAACUGGGAACGGUUCAACAAUAACGACUCCAAUUGGUACUUCUCGGAAACUGGAGACACGCCUCUUUGUGGGAACUCGUCGGGUGCUGGCCAAUGCGAAGAAGGAUAUAUUUGUUUACAAGGUUAUGGAGAUAAUCCAAAUUACGGGUAUACAAGUUUCGAUACUUUCGGAUGGGCAUUCUUAUCUGCCUUUCGUCUAAUGACCCAAGACUAUUGGGAGAAUCUUUAUCAACUGGUGUUACGAUCAGCUGGACCGUGGCACAUGCUCUUCUUCAUUGUGAUUAUCUUCUUGGGUUCGUUCUACCUUGUAAAUUUGAUCUUGGCCAUUGUCGCCAUGUCGUACGACGAACUCCAGAAGAAGGCCGAAGAGGAAGAGGCCGCCGAGGAAGAAGCGCUUCGGGAAGCGGAGGAAGCAGCUGCAGCGAAAGCGGCCAAACUCGAGGCCCAAGCGGCGGCAGCGGCGGCCGCAGCCAACCCGGAGAUCGCCAAGAGCCCGUCGGACUUUUCCUGCCACAGCUACGAGCUGUUCGUGAACCAGGAGAAGGGCAACGACGACAACAACAAGGAGAAGAUGUCGAUCCGGAGCGAAGGAUUGGAGUCGGUGAGCGAAAUCACAAGAACAACCGCACCAACAGCUACUGCAGCUGGCACUGCAAAAGCCCGUAAAGUGAGCGCGGGGGUCGCGGCAUUCCAGAAGGCUUCACUUUCAUUACCUGGUUCACCAUUUAAUCUUCGUAGAGGAUCUAGAGGAUCACAUCAGUUUACGAUACGUAACGGUAGAGGACGUUUCGUGGGCGUACCUGGUAGCGAUAGAAAACCAUUGGUACUCUCAACAUAUCUCGAUGCACAAGAACAUUUGCCAUACGCCGAUGACUCGAACGCGGUCACACCGAUGUCGGAGGAAAAUGGUGCAAUCAUCGUUCCAGUAUACUAUGCUAAUUUAGGUUCGCGACAUUCAUCGUACACAUCGCAUCAAUCGCGCAUCUCGUACACAUCGCACGGCGACCUGCUCGGCGGCAUGACGAAGGAGAGCCGACUGCGGAACCGGUCGGCACGCAACACCAAUCACUCGAUCGUGCCGCCGCCGAACAUGUCCGGGCCGAACAUGUCCUACGUGGACAGCAACCACAAGGGGCAGCGAGACUUUGAUAUGUCACAAGACUGUACAGACGAAGCUGGCAAAAUAAAACACAACGACAAUCCUUUCAUCGAGCCCUCUCAAACACAAACCGUAGUAGAUAUGAAAGACGUGAUGGUGUUAAACGAUAUCAUCGAGCAAGCUGCUGGUCGGCAUAGUAGAGCUAGUGAUCAUGGAGUCUCUGUUUACUACUUCCCCACAGAGGACGACGACGAGGACGGUCCAACGUUCAAGGACAAGGCCCUGGAGUUCACGAUGCGGAUGAUCGACGUCUUCUGCGUGUGGGACUGCUGCUGGGUGUGGCUUAAGUUCCAGGAGUGGGUUGCCUUCAUUGUGUUCGACCCGUUCGUCGAGCUGUUCAUCACCCUGUGUAUCGUGGUCAACACGCUGUUCAUGGCCCUGGAUCACCACGAUAUGGACCCGGACAUGGAGCGGGCCCUCAAGAGUGGUAACUAUUUUUUCACGGCGACCUUCGCGAUAGAAGCAACGAUGAAGCUGAUUGCGAUGAGUCCCAAGUACUACUUCCAAGAGGGCUGGAACAUAUUCGAUUUCAUCAUCGUGGCGCUGUCGCUGCUCGAGCUGGGUCUGGAAGGUGUUCAGGGAUUGUCAGUAUUACGUUCAUUCCGUUUGCUUCGAGUGUUCAAGCUAGCGAAAUCGUGGCCGACGUUGAACUUACUCAUUUCCAUCAUGGGUCGAACGAUGGGUGCGUUAGGUAAUCUGACGUUUGUGCUCUGCAUUAUCAUCUUCAUCUUUGCCGUGAUGGGAAUGCAGCUGUUCGGCAAGAACUACAUCGACAAUGUGGAUCGCUUCCCGGACAAGGACCUGCCACGGUGGAACUUCACCGACUUUAUGCACUCAUUCAUGAUCGUGUUCCGGGUAUUGUGCGGCGAGUGGAUCGAAUCCAUGUGGGAUUGUAUGCUUGUGGGUGACGUGUCCUGUAUUCCGUUCUUUUUGGCCACCGUAGUGAUAGGAAAUCUAGUAGUACUUAACCUUUUCUUAGCCUUGCUUUUGUCCAAUUUCGGUUCAUCCUCGCUGUCGGCACCGACGGCCGACAACGAAACGAACAAGAUCGCGGAGGCGUUCAAUCGGAUAUCGCGCUUCUCCAACUGGAUCAAGUCGAACAUCGCCAACGCGCUCAAGUUCGUGAAAAACAAGUUAACAAGCCAGAUUGCGUCCGUGCAGCCCGCAGGUGAGCAGCACAAUCAUCUCAGUUGGAUAUGGAACGAAGGCAAAGGGGUAUGUCCAUGUAUCUCUGCAGAGCAUGGUGAAAAUGAGCUGGAAUUAACUCCAGAUGACAUACUGGCCGACGGGCUGCUCAAGAAAGGCGUCAAGGAGCACAACCAGCUGGAGGUGGCCAUCGGCGACGGGAUGGAGUUCACGAUACACGGCGACCUGAAGAACAAGGGCAAGAAGAACAAACAGCUGAUGAACAAUUCCAAGGUGAUAGGCAAUUCUAUUAGUAAUCAUCAAGAUAAUAAAUUAGAGCACGAACUGAAUCAUAGAGGCAUGUCCUUGCAGGACGAUGAUACUGCCAGUAUAAAGUCCUAUGGCAGUCACAAGAAUCGCCCCUUCAAGGACGAAAGCCACAAAGGCAGCGCCGAAACGAUGGAGGGCGAAGAAAAGCGUGACGUCAGCAAGGAGGACCUAGGAAUUGAUGAAGAGCUAGACGAUGAGUGCGAUGGCGAGGAAGGUCCACUGGAUGGCGAACUGAUCAUCCACGCCGACGAGGACGAAGUGAUAGAGGACUCACCAGCGGACUGUUGUCCGGACAAUUGCUACAAAAAGUUUCCGGUCCUGGCAGGGGACGACGAUGCGCCAUUCUGGCAGGGCUGGGCCAAUCUGCGACUGAAAACGUUUCAGCUCAUCGAGAACAAGUACUUUGAGACGGCCGUCAUCACGAUGAUUCUGCUGAGUAGUUUGGCCCUGGCUCUCGAGGAUGUGCAUCUUCCCCAUCGACCAAUCCUGCAGGACGUCCUGUACUACAUGGACAGGAUAUUCACGGUGAUAUUUUUUCUAGAGAUGUUAAUCAAGUGGUUGGCGCUGGGUUUUCGAGUUUACUUUACGAACGCCUGGUGCUGGCUCGAUUUCAUAAUUGUCAUGGUGUCCUUAAUCAACUUCGUUGCUUCACUCUGUGGAGCUGGUGGUAUUCAAGCAUUCAAAACAAUGCGAACUCUUAGAGCACUGAGACCGCUACGUGCCAUGUCCCGUAUGCAGGGUAUGAGGGUUGUCGUCAAUGCAUUGGUACAGGCUAUACCGUCCAUCUUCAACGUGUUAUUGGUGUGUUUGAUCUUUUGGUUGAUUUUCGCUAUUAUGGGUGUGCAGCUGUUUGCUGGCAAGUAUUUUAAGUGCGUCGACAAGAACAAGACGACGCUGUCGCACGAGAUCAUUCCGGAUGUGAACGCGUGCGUCGCGGAGAACUACACGUGGGAGAACUCGCCGAUGAACUUCGACCACGUGGGGAAGGCGUACCUGUGUCUGUUCCAGGUGGCAACGUUCAAGGGCUGGAUCCAGAUCAUGAACGACGCCAUCGACUCGCGGGAGGUGGGAAAGCAGCCGAUUCGCGAGACCAACAUCUACAUGUACCUCUACUUUGUGUUCUUCAUCAUCUUCGGGUCGUUCUUCACGCUGAAUCUGUUCAUCGGUGUCAUCAUCGACAACUUCAACGAGCAGAAGAAGAAAGCCGGUGGCUCACUGGAAAUGUUCAUGACGGAGGAUCAGAAAAAGUACUACAACGCCAUGAAAAAGAUGGGCUCGAAGAAGCCGCUGAAAGCUAUUCCACGGCCUAGGUGGCGACCACAAGCAAUAGUAUUCGAAAUAGUUACCAAUAAGAAGUUCGACAUGAUCAUCAUGUUGUUCAUCGGGUUCAACAUGUUGACGAUGACGCUCGAUCACUACAAGCAGACGGACACGUUUAGCGCGGUGCUAGACUAUCUGAACAUGAUCUUCAUCUGCAUCUUCAGUAGCGAGUGUCUGAUGAAGAUUUUCGCGCUGCGGUAUCACUACUUUAUCGAGCCGUGGAACCUGUUCGAUUUCGUCGUCGUCAUCCUGUCCAUUUUAGGUCUCGUUCUUAGCGAUCUCAUCGAGAAGUACUUCGUGUCGCCCACGUUGCUCCGAGUCGUCCGAGUGGCCAAGGUCGGUCGUGUGCUGCGUCUCGUCAAGGGUGCCAAAGGUAUCCGAACGUUGCUGUUUGCGCUGGCCAUGUCCCUGCCGGCGCUGUUCAACAUCUGUCUGCUGCUGUUCUUGGUCAUGUUCAUCUUCGCCAUCUUCGGCAUGUCGUUCUUCAUGCACGUGAAGGACAAGAGCGGGCUGGACGAUGUGUACAAUUUCAAGACGUUCGGCCAGAGCAUGAUCCUGCUGUUUCAGAUGUCUACAUCGGCCGGUUGGGAUGGCGUGUUGGACGGUAUCAUCAACGAGGACGAAUGCCUGCCGCCGGAUAACGAUAAGGGUUAUCCUGGGAACUGCGGGUCGGCAACGAUCGGCAUCACGUAUUUGCUAGCAUAUCUUGUUAUUAGUUUUUUGAUCGUUAUCAACAUGUACAUCGCUGUCAUUCUCGAAAAUUACUCGCAAGCCACGGAGGACGUGCAGGAGGGUCUAACGGACGACGACUACGAUAUGUACUAUGAGAUCUGGCAGCAGUUUGAUCCGGACGGUACGCAGUACAUCCGGUACGAUCAAUUGUCAGACUUUUUGGACGUGCUAGAACCGCCACUGCAGAUUCAUAAGCCGAACAAAUACAAGAUCAUUUCGAUGGACAUACCGAUCUGUCGAGGCGACAUGAUGUUCUGUGUGGACAUUCUAGAUGCGUUGACGAAGGACUUCUUCGCUCGGAAAGGUAAUCCGAUCGAGGAAACGGCCGAACUGGGUGAAGUUCAGGCACGGCCGGAUGAAGUGGGGUAUGAACCAGUAUCUUCAACGCUGUGGCGCCAGCGGGAAGAGUAUUGCGCCCGAGUGAUACAACACGCGUGGCGGAAGCACAAAGAGCGCCAAGCAGGCGGAGGUGGCGGUGACGACACCGACGCCGAUGCCUGUGAUAACGACGACGGUGACGACGGUGGUGGUGGUGCUGGUGAUGGUGGUAGUGCCGGCGGAGGCGGAGUUACUAGUCCAGGCGUAGGUAGUGGUAGUAUCGUCGGCGGAGGAACAACGCCGGGCUCUGGCGGCGGCGGUUCUCAGGCUAACUUAGGUAUAGUAGUGGAGCACAAUCUAUCACCAAAGGAAUCGCCCGAUGGCAAUAAUGAUCCUCAAGGCCGUCAAACGGCCGUCCUAGUAGAAAGUGAUGGAUUUGUAACUAAAAACGGUCACCGUGUCGUGAUACACUCACGAUCGCCGAGUAUAACUUCACGAUCGGCGGAUGUCUGAGCCAGGCCUCGCCCCCCUCUCUCUGAUUCAGAUUCAGAAGCACGACAGAAAUAAUAUUUAAGAGAAACAUAAGAGUACUCUAAACAAACAAAACCAACAAAAAGUUAAAAACAAAAAAAACUAUUCAAUAAUGAAAGGGAAAGCCGACUGCCAUAUAAUAAAUUUAAUUAUUUAAAAAAGAACAAAACUUUAAUCGCAUAGGGAAAUUCCAGUGAACAAAACAACACACACAAACAAUCUCAUGUGUAAAGAAGAAAAGCAAAAGUGAACAACAGCAAUCUCUGCGAAAAGAUAAGCGCGAAUAAAACCGAGAAAAACUACAAGCUCAACUGGAAGAAGCGAAAACGAGAAUCAACCGGAAUCGAUUGCCAUCCCAAAGAUUCCGGUAACGAAGAAAAAUGAGAACAAAGAGAAACGCGAAUCAACCUCCACUUCAGUUGCCAGGACCGUUGAUCUUUCAGUUACCCCCGUUGCGUUUCCCACUUCGAGCAGAAACCCAUGCAGAUAUACACACGCGUGCGUGUGUUCUUUUCCGUUCCAUACCACCUCUCACCAAUUCCAACAAGUAUGGACCUAUUUCCGGAGUGAUUUUUCAGUUACCCGAACUGACGACGCGAACUGUUACCGAAACAAAACGAACACAACACACAAAAAUGGUGCUGGGACCUUACCAUCGGAGUAAAACAAAAACCUAAAAACUCUUAAUUAAACAGAAGUGAAGUGGACAAUAUAAUACAACAUUAACGCAAACGAAAACAAAUGGUAGUGAAAGUGAACGAACAAUAAACAAACUGUAUCAAACAAAAGCAGAAAACAAGCAAGCAAACGAAACUAGUGAAAAGCAACCCAAACGUGACAAGAGAUGAACUGAACAGUAGACAAACGAAUAUAAACAAAAGAAAAAUAAAUCACGUGUGAUAAAGAUAAAUAGCGAAUAAAGAAAAAUAAAAAAACACAAGCAAGCCCGGAAAAACCAAUAUCAAUAGACUAUUUUUGCCCUACGAGUGUGGACAAUGUGAACCAACACAAGUGACGCAAUUAGAAACGUACAACACAGUGUAAGAUGGUGAAGAAGAAAAAAUAAGAAACAGAUUUCAACAACCCGACGACGAGGAACACAACAGUGUAACAGCGUAUUUCAACGUUUCGUCCAAUCAGGUAUUCCUUCGGUUAGCAAGACACGUUAUCUUCCCAACGCUUUCUUGGUUUGUAUGGUUUCCUGAUCAGAACAACUAGUACUACUUUUACUACUACUACCAAACAGAAAUCACCACCACCAAUUACAACAACUUCGAAGUAGCAGAAAGGGGAGGAGGAUGAAAAACCCAUUACAGGAGUAAAGAAACCAAAGAACUCAUCAAACUUCAUCUGUUCGUCGAAGGUGGCGAAUGUUCGGGGAAGAAAUUAAAAAAGACAAAGACAGUAAAGUUUUAAAGCGGAGUUAAUGAGCGUUUAAAAUUCUCGAACAAACACUAAAAUUGACAACAAUCAAAGCAAAGCGGUUGAGUUGUAACAACAUCUGAACAAAAAUGAAGAAAAAGACAGAAGUGUUGCUUUAAAAUAAGAUCAGAAACAUUCAAACAGAGAUACACACAAGGAGACAUGUGAAUAAAGUGAGAUUACUAAAGAAGUAAAUAUAUUAUAUUGGCUAAAGCAAGAACAUACCGAGUCAUCAUGUGCAUUUUUAUUUUUUAUUUUUCUAAAAAGCAAACAAAAAUGUAAAAAACACAAAAAAAACUUUCAAACAAACGGCAUCGCUGCGAUAAUGUUAAGGCUUUUUAUAUUACCGAAUAAGAGGAAAAAUAAAAAUCGCACAGGUUUUGUUCAACUGUUGUAGAGACAAAAAAAAACAACAGCAAAAAGAGGAUUUAUAAAAGACAAACAAAGCGACAACAACAAAAACGCUAAAAAGAACAAAAAAUCAUUAUUAAUAUGUUUCUGCGUGCAAUAAAGAGAAAGUACUGUAAUUAUUAUAUAAUACAUUACUAAUUUGUAAAUCAAACGCGAGGGGUUGGGGCGAGCCUUUACUUAAUAAUAAAAAAAGAACACUAGUCAAGCUUUUCAAAUAUUAUCAUUAAUGAAUAACAUAACAAAUUAAAUAACAACUAAUUGUAAGUAAUUUAAGUAACAAAUUUUUUGAACAUUAUCCCACGAAAUGAUGUUCGGUAAAUCAAAACAAGAAAAAAAGAAACAAAAAAGUAAGCAAAUAAAACGCGAUCUAUUUUUUUAAAAGGAGGCAAAAACACGAAUGCCAGCAGAAAACAUCCCACACAUAGACACAUGCACACGUUACACUUACAUACAGACAAACACUCUGCGAAGAGAUAACACAUUUUCUUUCUUGUCGCACGUACAUUCUCUCCGAAUCUUGAACUGACUUGACUUCUCUUCAGAGAGUCAAUCGACCACUCUCACCCACACACUCAGACAGGCAUGAGCGAAAGCAGUCGUUGGCAUUCGUUCGUUGGCUAAUCGCCGCUCAAGUGCGAACGUUGCCAUGGCAUUGUUUAUAUACCUCAUCUCUGAGCUUCGCUUUACUUACUUCGCUUUCGUACAUCGCGACUCAUCCCCGCCAUUUCACUCGCACUAUGCGAAACGAUGUUUCCCUUGUUGCGUCGUGUUCCAUUCGGCAGCAGCUGAACAUGGUCGAAGAUUCCAACGAACGAUUACCGUGAUGCGCAUUCGGAUGCUUCUCUGUGCGUGUGCGUGUGCGUUAGCAAUGCCGCAAACGCGAAUGCGUUGCAAUAAGAAAAGAAAAAGAAGAUGUGCAAUUUUUUUAACGAAGGAAAUGUUUAUCUUUCAAUAUUCUCAGCAAAUGGAGAGAAACACUAUUUUGAUUGGUAUAUUUUUAUUGAUUAUCGGACGACACUAACACACACAUACAUACAGACACACACACACAUUUAGUGAGAAACUGUCAGACAGCAGCUAGAAUUUCACUUAAUUAUGAAAUAUAUAGGAAAUAAAGAACAGAGACGCAGUUUAGCAAACGCAGUGUCAGCAAACGCAAAAAUCGCAAAUUGUAAAUUACACCACUUAGUUUGAAGUGAGAAUGAAAGCGAGAAUGAAAGAGUGCCAUUAGAAGGGCAAUGAGCUAGAUGCGAGUAGCAUACGUGACAUAAUUCAACUAGGAAGGUAGAAAUGAGAGAGAUUGCGAGUAUGAGCAAGAUUUGCAACUAAUGCAUCUUAUGAUAAGUUACAUUUUUGUCAUCCGAACGAAAAGAAGAGAAUAAUGGUAGGAAAGGUCAUUCUUGUACACACUACUUGAAAUGAUGAUAAAGCGAACGAACGUGUGGAAUGGAACGAAUCACAACAGACACAGAACCAUACCAAAGAUUUAACUAUAAAGAGCGACUAGUUAGACAUAACAAACAUAAAAAUACCAAGUCAGAUAGAAUGAGAGAAAUCGAAUACAAAGUGAAGUAGAACAGUGAAGAGCGAAUAGAAGGAACACACGCAUACACACAUACAUACGAACAUUAAAGUAUUUUUAUGCAUCGUGGAUACGAAUUGUUUCUUGCCAUGCUCUCUCUCUCUUGUGAGAGAGAAAGUGAGAAUGGGAUUUAAGAAAGAAGCUGCGAAAUUGAAACGAUACUAAUGAGAACCCGCAAGAUGAGAACCUCGCUUGAAACCGUCGAAGCAAUCCCGUCGCAUAAAAAAUAUCCUUGUCGUUGUCAUUGUCACCGCUCUCGAUUGAAACGACAAACGACAGGCCCAUAAAAACUGAACCGCCGCGCUACAGACGCCACUCAUUCGUCCGUCUAUUUUGCACUGAACUUACACGUACAUUACAUACGAACGCUAUGAUAGCACAAAAAGACAUACACACACACAAACGCAAAUCGCAUGCUUGUAGUGCUCGAUUGAGAACAAUACGAGUGACACGAAACCCACGCGCGGGUACUCAUGCUCCCAAACAAAAAUGAAGCAAACACAAGUAAAUAAAACAAAAAAAACUUAUACAUUUAUAUUUAAAUAACACAUCAAAGUGUAAAAAGAAUAAAAUCGAUACGCAUAUGCUUAUAAAGUAAAUGAAAAUAAAAUAUUAAAGGAAAAUAAAAUAACAAAAAAUAUAAACGGGAGCGCCGAUCCCCUUUGUCCACAAAGAAACAACAAUUUCAGUGCCUUUUUUCACGAGUGUAUGAAGGAAAACAAAAACAGUUUAUGAUGAACAAACAAAAAAAACAAAUAAGCAAAAAAUACAAGAUUACUUAGAGGAUGCCGAGCAGAGUAAAUUUAAUUUGCGAGUGUGUAAUUUAAUCCGAAGCGUUAUGUCGCCGUUAAACCGUCGGGUUCCCCUCUAGAAGUAGGCGUUGCCCCUGUUCAGUGUCACUCACGCGUCGCGCCUCCACUCACAACACGCGCUAACGGCACCGGCCGCCGCCUACUGUUGAAUAGUUUCGCGCUUAGUUCUAGCUUUAGCUUUGUAGUAAGUAGUAACCGUAGUGAGCCAAAAUCCAAAACCACGGGCAGCAGAAUCCGAGUUAUCAAUCAUGAUCUAGAUGUUUUUCUCUCUCAG